AUGGACACUUCGUUGAGUGCUCAGGCUCACGUCAGCCCGGUCUCAGACCGCUUGAUGCAAGCGGAUAUCGAGCGUAUCUUCGCUACUUUUGGCAAAAUAGCUGAUAUAGAAUUCAAGAGAGGUACUAAUGUACACUCAGCCGUGGUGACUUAUGCGUCAAGACUAGACUGCGAACAGGCAGUUGCAAAUUUGAAUGGGUCUGAACUCCACGGAAUCACCGUGACAGUCAAACAACUUGACUUCCACAGCAGUAGUUAA
Ostreococcus tauri is the source of this 258-nucleotide messenger RNA. Its product is annotated as Nucleotide-binding, alpha-beta plait. Gene Ontology annotation, molecular function: RNA binding. The coding region runs from base 1 to 258 and encodes 85 amino acids. The transcript is spliced from 2 exons. The record is from RefSeq and is a predicted model, not a curated record. NCBI's taxonomy places the organism in Eukaryota, Viridiplantae, Chlorophyta, Mamiellophyceae, Mamiellales, Bathycoccaceae.